UAAAGAUAUAUAUUUGUAGUUUUAUUAUCCAAUUAUUAAGUGUUAACAAUAUUUCUUAUUUAUGAACGGCGUGUUUACAUAUUAAUUUCAAUUUCUCAUCACGUUCGGCAAUGCUGAAAAGAGUUUUGCACAAACAACAAUGAAUAAGGAACAGUUUUCUCCAAUCAGCAAACUUCAAUCUCCAAAAGCAACUCAGGGAAAAAACUUGGUAGGUCCAGCUAGACAUGUACGAGAUUUAACUGCAGAUAUUCAUGCAUGUAUACAGCAGUGGAAUGCAGUUCACUUACAGGGAGUAGUGUUAUUAAAAGAUAUAACACAAGAGAAACAAGAUGAAUGUUAUUCAUCAGUUCUACAGGAAUUGUGUGAUAAGCUGGAACAUGUGUGUGAUGCACAGGAUGCUAUUGUUAAAAAUCUUGCUCAAAUUGCACAUCAGAUAAAAAUAGUAACAUCUUUAGAAAAAAAUGUGAACAAAUUAUUCACAACAUGGCCUGCAGUUAAAUAUGGUCAAAUAGCAGAGUUAAUAUAUAAUGUAUACCUUCAAGAGGCUGAAGUAAAACGCACAAUUUUUGAAGAUGUAGCGCAUGAAUAUACAGAGUCUUGGAAAAUGUUAUGUCUUGCUACCUGGGUUCAUCAGCCAUUGUUACUGGAAAGUCUAACAACAUAUUUGGAAUCAUUAUUGAUAGAAACAGGGCAUAGAUAG
Dufourea novaeangliae is the source of this 700-nucleotide messenger RNA. RefSeq names its product cyclin-dependent kinase 2-interacting protein-like. Lineage: Eukaryota; Metazoa; Arthropoda; Insecta; Hymenoptera; Halictidae. The record is from RefSeq and is a predicted model, not a curated record. The transcript is spliced from 4 exons. The coding region runs from base 140 to 700 and encodes 186 amino acids.